UUUGAAUGGGUGGAGUUGACUGCAAUAAGUUUGACUUUCUAUGUGUCGUAUUGUUUGUUAUUUGUAUUUCUAUAGAAUCGCACGUUGUUCUUGGUUCGGAUAUUCUGUAUUUACUCUCUGGAAAUGCUUCACAAGUGGAUCUCUGGGGUACCUUUAGACCUCAAACCUAUUUUGGAAUGCGCGCAAAAGUCCCCAACUCACUUCAGUUUGGGUUUACAUGGUUUGUAGCGUCAAAAGAAAACGACUAUGAACGUCUUCGAAAUUAUGUUAGUAGUGGUGACGAUGGUGUUACUCGUUUCAGUUGGCUUGCUCACGACGGAAGAAAUUAUGGUCACGAGAUUGUAGAAGAAGAGCGCAAUGGUGUACGAAUCCAUUUUGAGUGGAUAAAAGAGUCAGACGUAGGAAUCGGUAUUCGAAUAAAAGGAGAAAGUCUAUCGGCUGGAUCAAACAAUGUAGAAACUCAGAUGAUCAGUAUUUUGCCCUACUUGUUCGUCGCACGAGAUGAAUCAUUUGUGGAACGUUUAAGUGAACUUAAUGAACAAGGCAAACAUCGUAAAUCUGCAUCGAACGAGGACUCUUUAGGGUUUAUUCAACAGUUGGAUGACAUAUCUUUUCAAAGUAGAGACACGCAGACAGAUAUUCAUUGGACAGGAAACACGAAAGCCAAUGGACCAUUUUAUGCCUCAUUAAGGCAACCUAAAAGUGGUUUACUUCACUUGACAAGAGCUUCGAGAAGAACAAAGUUGAGGAAGGGAUUUGGCUCUAUACUGUCUCAAGACUUGUCACAUUCAUAUUCGGUCUCUUUAUCUUUGCCUUUGACUGAAUCCUGGAAAUAUGAAGCUGCUAUUAAAACGAUAUUAGAUGAGGUUAAGGCUGUUCAAGAAAAGGAAGAUAAUCAACCCGAGAUAUAUGAUGAAGAAGUCGAAGAAGCUUUUCAGACUAGAACAGGAACUAUUCCUAUAUUAAAGGAACAUCGUGAUGACAAGGCAACCUUAAGCAUAGCACAACGCAUUCUAUCAGUGCCAUUUGAACUGGAAUUUGUCUUUAUUCCAACAAUGACGCAAAUCGAUUUUGGCUCUGAGUGGUUGACUUCCAGAAUUACGGCCCUAACAGGAGACAAACUAACAGAGAAGUUUAUGCACAAGAAAAUGGCAUUUGAGAGAAACUUUCAAGAAACUUAUCAACUGGAUAAGAAAGGUUAUAGUUUGGAAUCCAUUCAGAUUGCUCAAUAUGCUUUAGCAAAUGUGUUGGGUGGCAUUGGUUUCUUUCAUGGAAGUACGUUGUUGAGCGAACCUCUACAAAAUUCUCAGCGAGCAAAGGACGAUAUCAAUAAUUUAAUCCUUCCUAAUGUAUCACUUCUAACAGCCACUCCUUCUCGUCAUUCUUUUGCUCGUGGCUUUUUGUGGGACGAAGGGUUUCACCAGUUGCUCAUUGCGUCUUGGGAUCCCUUACUUUCUUUCGAAUGUCUCUCAUAUUGGUUUUCAAGUUGUGCUUCUACUGGCUGGAUUCCAAGGGAACAGGCACUCGGAGAUGAAAUACGUAAUCUUUUCCCAUCGCAUGUAAAACAAUUUAUUAUGCAGGACCCGAACAUAGCCAAUCCUCCCACAUUACUACUACCUUUGAGAAGGUUGGCCAAAGAGUUGCAGCGAGUGAAUUCUAAUAAAUUCACUCAAGAGAAUGCAUAUUCUCAAUUUUCACUGGUUUCUUCACGUGUCAGUUGUGGCCAUUUUCUGUGGAAAGUAUUGUCACAACGCUUGCAACAAAUUUUAUCAUGGUUUGAGAACACUCAGAUUUCUUAUUCUUCAAAUGGCGAUUGGAAUGGUUAUCGAUGGAUAGGGCGCCACACAUCUAAAGUUGCUUCCAAUGGAAAUAUGCCAUUAACAUUUGCGUCAGGUUUAGAUGAUUACCCUAGAGCAUUGGUUCCUAAUGAAAGAGAAAGACAUUUGGAUUUACAUUGUUGGAUGAGUUGGGCAUGGAAUGCGUCCACAGAUAUUCUUCCAUGUGCAGGCGAGGAAACAAUUAGCGCGAGUAAAAGAGCGGAACGACUUGUUUCUUUGUUAGAGCCUUUACAUCGUCCUUCUAAAAACAUGGGGGAUAUAGGUUCUGUUGGAAAUUUGCUUUGUGACUUUGAUGGACAAGGACAGAGUGUUUGUCAUGAAGGAUAUGUCACACUUUAUCCUUUGGCACUUGCCUUACUGCCAGUGGAUUCACCAUAUGUUGGUAGCAUUCUCAAAUUGAUUGAUGAUGACAACAAACUACAUUCCGGUUAUGGGCUGCGCUCCUUGUCAAAAAAUGAUCCAUUUUAUCAACGAGGAGAUGGAUAUUGGACAGGACCUAUUUGGGUUCCUAUCAACUAUUUGGUUUUAGCGUCACUUCAUGAAAAAUAUAUGAAGGAAGGUCCAUACAUGGAAAUUGCUAAGCAGUUGUAUUCAACCAUUCGAGAACAGUUGGUUUCAAACAUUGUCAUGGAAUAUCAAAGAACUGGGUUUUUUUGGGAACAGUAUUCGGAUGUGGACGGACAUGGUCAAAGAACUAGAGGUUUUAGUGGAUGGUCUUCCUUGAUACUCUUGAUAAUGGCGGAAGAUUAUAGUGGAGUCGUUUAAUAUUCUCUUCCUUUUUUACAAGCAUUUGUUCACAAAGUUUGUAACCAUCAUGAAAUAGGGAGACACUGUUCGAAAUAGCAUCAACAUAUAGAACGAAAUAAAUGUCUUCUCUCUUUCCUUCCUGUAUUACAGUAAAAACUUUCUCAGUAUC
Galdieria sulphuraria is the source of this 2754-nucleotide messenger RNA. RefSeq names its product mannosyl-oligosaccharide glucosidase. Gene Ontology annotation, cellular component: endoplasmic reticulum membrane. Gene Ontology annotation, biological process: oligosaccharide metabolic process; protein N-linked glycosylation. The record is from RefSeq and is a predicted model, not a curated record. The transcript has 5 exons. NCBI's taxonomy places the organism in Eukaryota, Rhodophyta, Bangiophyceae, Galdieriales, Galdieriaceae. Gene Ontology annotation, molecular function: Glc3Man9GlcNAc2 oligosaccharide glucosidase activity. The coding region runs from base 6 to 2603 and encodes 865 amino acids.